Messenger RNA from Fundulus heteroclitus (mummichog), 1551 nucleotides. RefSeq lists its product as uncharacterized. The coding region runs from base 49 to 1002 and encodes 317 amino acids. NCBI's taxonomy places the organism in Eukaryota, Metazoa, Chordata, Actinopteri, Cyprinodontiformes, Fundulidae. Gene Ontology annotation, cellular component: early endosome. The transcript is spliced from 12 exons. Gene Ontology annotation, biological process: vesicle cytoskeletal trafficking. The record is from RefSeq and is a predicted model, not a curated record. Gene Ontology annotation, molecular function: protein binding.
CUGCUGUCAGGAUAACUUCCGGCUUGGGUUUGUUUUGCUGUGUCGGCCAUGGCUGCGGAAGGAGAUUUCCUGGCGAGAUACAGAGCCGUGUCAAAUAAAUUAAAGAAACGUUUCCUCCGAAAGCCCAAUGUAGCUGAAGCCAGCGAGCAGUUUGGUCAGCUGGCGAAGGAGCUGAAGCAGCAGGACUGCCUUCAGUAUGCGGCUUUCUGUAACCUGGCCAUGGCUCGGUGCGAGCAGACUCUGUUCAACGCUCCUGGAGAAGCUCUGGCCCUGACCGACGCAGCACGUCUCUUCCUCUCCUCCGAGAGGGAGAUCAGAGCGCUGCAGGCGCCGGGCUUCGACGAGCACCUCCAGGCCGCCCUCAACUGCUACAGCUUCGCCGUUAAGGUGUACAUUGAGAUGAACCAGCCUGUGAUGGCAGCCAGCCUGUGCUUGGAGCUCGGCAACGCGCUCAAGGAAAUGAACCGACCAGGAGAGGCCAUCGUCCACUUCCAGAGGGCUGCCGAUUUGCAGACGCAGACGCCCGUGGAAGCCCUGCUGUCCAUGGGAGAGAUGGCCACGUGUAAAAUCCUCACGCGCGACUAUGACGGAGCUCUGUCGGUGUUCACAGAGAUGCAGCUGAUGUGUCAGGAGAGAGGCCUGCAGCUGCCCGGCACCACACAGCCAAUCGGGGCCUUUUUGGACAUCGUGGCAAAAUGUGAGAUAUCCAGAGUGCUGCUGCUGAUGUUACUAGAGCCUCCGCCUCAGAAGUUGCUACCAGAACAUGCUCAGACCCUGGAGAGGUAUGCCUGGGAGUCCUUCGACCCUCACAGCCAAGUGACCUUCCUGCCUGAGAACGUGUUCCUGCUUCUGCAGUCUGUGGUGAUGGCGUGUCAGGAGAAAGACACGGAGUCCCUGAAGGCCUUGCAGACCGAGCUGUGGCCCUUCCUGACGGCCGAGCAGAAUCACCUCCUCCACCUGGUGGUUCUGGAGAGAAUUGCGCCGUAUGGUCAAGGCAUUUAGCUCCGCUGGACUUGAGCUCACUUCCUCCGGGAACAAUACCGUGUGUAAUGGAAUAUUCCCGCCUCGGACGGGCCUGUUGUAAGGCCCGAGGAAGGCCUGUCCUGCAAAUGGAAACAUUUUAUGUUGUGCACUCAUUUCCACCCGGACCAACUCUUUUACAUGACGUAAAACCGAGCUUCUCUGCAUUGUGUGUCGCUUGAGAUGAAACACAACUUGUGUGUGUUUGAAUUGGCUUUAUUAGUAAAAGACAUGGCUUAGAUUCCAAUGUACACACACACACACACAUAGUCUAAUGCAUAGUUCUGUUAAAUGGUAGAAAUGUAACGCCUCCACCCUUUCGUCCCUGGAUUGUUUUAAGGUUCACUUGUACAAACGUACUUUACGUAAGAUAGCAGCUGAAUACGGACAGAAAACCAAACAUAUAGCUUCAAAAAGUACACUCGAUACAAAAUGCUACAAAAAUAGAGUUGGUUACAUUGUACAUAGACGUAGAAGGUAUAUGCCGCACUCGUAAAGUAAGGAGAAAUGAAUAAAUGUCCUGUGAAGUAA